Colletotrichum spaethianum is the source of this 351-nucleotide messenger RNA. RefSeq lists its product as uncharacterized. The record is from RefSeq and is a predicted model, not a curated record. Lineage: Eukaryota; Fungi; Ascomycota; Sordariomycetes; Glomerellales; Glomerellaceae. Bases 1 to 351 code for a protein of 116 amino acids. The transcript is spliced from 2 exons.
AUGGUCGCCAUCACCCCCUGGGCCGCCGUCUCGUCCUUCACCUACAUCUAUUCCAAAGGCAGCAUCCCACAAACCCGCGACAACGUCCCGCACGCCGCCUUCCGCGCCUACAUCCCACUCCGAAACAUUGGACGGGAGAGGCACACGCACCUUUACCACAUUGUCACCAACUAUGAUGCCCUCGACGAGGUCACAGUCUUCACGCAGGCGGACCCGUUCGAUCUUCUGUCGCCGGCGGUGAAGACAACGGAUGAUAUUGUCCGUAGGGCGUGGAUGGUCGAAGAGGACGAUGUAUCGCCGUUGAACCCGGCCUUGUUUCACGAUGUGGCGGAUUGGGAAUGGGUAGAUUAG